GUAAGCACGUACAUAUCAUGAAUGCAUUUUAAAACGCACCGGUUAAAUAAGCCGCGCAAUUUAGUUUACAUAUUAGCUGUAUAGAAAAAACUUACAAAAAUGCCCAUGGCUUUGUCAACACAAGUUGCUUCAGAAGAUGAGCAGUUUGUCCUGAUUGCUAAAAUUGACAGCGCUAGAAACGUAUCGAACAUCCUCAAAGCUAUUCAUUUCAAAGAGACAGCCACAGUGUUUGCCAGCCCUAUGGGACUAAAGGUUACAGUAGAGGAUGCCAAAUGUAUACAGGCAAAUGCUUUCAUACAGGAGGGAAUUUUUCAGGAAUUCACUAUCAAGGAAGAACAACUUACAUUUAAAAUAAAUCUCACAGUAUUACUGGAAUGUUUGACUAUAUUUGGAAGUGGACCCGUGGCAGGAUCAGCAACAAGUUUAAAGAUGUGUUAUGCUGGAUAUGGUUCUCCAUUACUAUUAAUACUUGAAGAAGAUGGUGUGCUGACAGACUGUAGUAUUAAAACACUGGACCCUGAUGAAGUUCUAGAUUUUAACUUCUCCAGUACUAAUGUCAUCAAUAAAAUUAUUAUGAAGACUGAGUGUUUAAAGGAGGCAUUUAGUGAGUUAGAUAUGACAAGUGACGUGUUAGAGUUCCUGAUGUCACCCGAUACACCACAUUUUAGACUGUCAACUUUCGGGAAUGCUGGCAGUACGUUUUCAGAUUUCCCAAAAGAUUCAGAUAUGAUGGAGUCAUUUCAAUGUGCACAAACUCAAACAAAUAGGUAUAAGGUAUCGUUGUUAAAGCCGUCAGUGAAAGCCCUUGCAUUAUCAUCUAGAGUGUCUAUACGUACAGAUAACCGUGGUUUCCUCUCACUACAAUAUAUGAUCAAAAAUGAAGACGGACAAGUCUGCUUUGUUGAAUACUACUGUGCACCAGAUGAAGAUAUUGACGAACCGGAACAUUGAGUAUCGGCAGUUUUAUGAAAAAGACCAAAUUGUUGUUAGUAACAGCAACAUGUUAGCACAUCCCACACAUUGCCAGGCAUUUAUAUUGCCCCCGAAAAUAAACUUUAUACAGAAUAAAUGAUAUAAAGUUAAUACUGUAAUUCA
This is a messenger RNA of Ruditapes philippinarum (Manila clam), 1095 nucleotides long. Its product is annotated as cell cycle checkpoint protein RAD1-like. Lineage: Eukaryota; Metazoa; Mollusca; Bivalvia; Venerida; Veneridae. Gene Ontology annotation, biological process: DNA repair; DNA damage checkpoint signaling. Gene Ontology annotation, cellular component: checkpoint clamp complex; nucleus. Gene Ontology annotation, molecular function: 3'-5' exonuclease activity. Bases 100 to 951 code for a protein of 283 amino acids. The record is from RefSeq and is a predicted model, not a curated record. The transcript has 8 exons.